This is a messenger RNA of Cervus elaphus (red deer), 5934 nucleotides long. It is a transcript of the gene MYLK3, whose product is annotated as myosin light chain kinase 3. The record is from RefSeq and is a predicted model, not a curated record. Gene Ontology annotation, biological process: intracellular signal transduction; positive regulation of apoptotic process; protein phosphorylation. Lineage: Eukaryota; Metazoa; Chordata; Mammalia; Artiodactyla; Cervidae. Bases 1174 to 3111 code for a protein of 645 amino acids. The transcript has 13 exons. Gene Ontology annotation, molecular function: protein serine/threonine kinase activity; ATP binding. Gene Ontology annotation, cellular component: cytoplasm; nucleus.
AAGUUUGUGGUGAUUUUUUAUGGCAAUCACAGGUGACUUUGUGACCUCUCCAGGCCAGUUUCCUUAUGUAAAUGAGAAUAUUAAUGGUAAUACUUAGAAUUUAAAAAAUGUACAGUGCUAGCUUUUCCUUGCACAAGGUGAAUGCUUGACAGAACUAUUACCGCUUUUAGGAUCUGAUAGGAAGACGUUUGCAGGGCUUUGAGAACACACAAGGAGGAGGGGCAGUUAACCCAGCCUCUGGUUCAUAAACGCACCCAACCAUCCAGUAAGGUUAAUGAAGAAGUUAAAAUUGAUUUUAAAAGACAAUAUAUAGCAUUUUUUUGGCCAAAUGACAGAGUUCACACACAAAAAAAUCUCCACCCCUAAUUUCUAAGAGUGACUGCAAUCAUCAGAGAAACCCUUUUCAGGUGAUAACUCUUAUUACCUGGUAGAUGCCCCGGUGACUUUCUUAUUUUUCUAGAGGUGAUUCUGAAUGGUCAUUCCAGGACACAUUAAUUAAUGGACCAUAAAAAUAAACACUGCAACUGGAGACUGGAAGUGUAAAUUCAGUUGCCUAUCAGGAAUGUAAUCUGUGACCAUGACACUUUGUCCAUAGGAAUGAACAGAGGGAGGGCUGGACUGGUCUAGGGACUUGGUUCCCAGGCUUGUAAGGAUUAUUUCUCUCUGAGGGCUGGACAGGAGCUGGGCCAGAGAGUUUGCCUUUGAGCUGUUCCCAUUUGUUCAUCCAGCUCCCAGAGAGACGUCAUUGCCUUCAUUAUGGGUUGCUCUGGGCUAGUGAUGGAGGAGUUAGCAGGGUGGCCUGGAGUGGCUCUCUGCAGGCUGGUGCCAGCUGACACAUGCCACUUAGGUUUCCAAGGAGCCAAGCUGUCCCCACUCACGCAUGGCUGAUGCACUUGUGGCUAAAUGCGGUGCCGCUAGGGCCCCAGGCCAGAUUCAGGGCAGGAAAUAGAAUGCCACCUCCAUCACCAGGGAAACAAUGGUCUGCGUGCAUGAUUUAAACCGGGGCCAACAAGAAAGCUCAAAGGCACAGUCAGCAGAGGAAGGGAGACAAGAGAAUGGCUUGCAUGGAUUUUGUCUUGGGUUAUGACUGUUGACAAGCCACUUAACUGCCCCCAUGUUUAGGUUUAUCUGCAUGUAAGAUGGAGGGAACAAUACGCAUCUCACAGGGGACUUAUGAAAACAACAUUUCUGAUAGACCACUCGGAAUCCAUGGAUGGAAGGUGGUAUAACAGAGAACGAGUGGAAGAGAAAGAAGCAAAACCAAAGCACACGCUGAGCACCAGAGGUGUGCAAGCUGAGCUCAGAGGCCCUUGGGAAGAGAGCCAGAAGGCGGACCUGCCAGAGGGGACAGCAUCUGACCUCCUUACCCAGGCAGAGGCCUCACCAGAGCAGAGAGAGGGAAUUCCUGGCCCAACUCCGGUGCGCCCAGAGGUGGAAGUCCAAACUCCUAGAGCAUCCAGCGAGAACCCUGGGAUUGGCCUGGAACUGUCUGUGGUGUCUGAAAGGGUCAGUGAGGCUCCCACUGGCCAGGAGGCUGCAUUGCGUGCAGGACGAGGAACAUCACCCAGUAGGCCUGACCCUCGGCCCUCGGUGGAGGGCAUGCGGCUGACUCCAGCACCGCCAGCUCAAGCCAAGGCAGCUCACAGUGGUGGAGAAACACCUCCAAGGAUCUCCAUCCAUGUGCAGGAGACAGAUACCCCUGGGGAGCUGCUUGUGACACGAGGGGGCAGCCUCAGAACCUCACCCCCUGCAGAGACUCCAGCAGCUGUGCCUCCAGGUGAGCAGGACCCACCUGGGCCCAGGUGCUGCCCCCAGGCCCCCGGGACUGAGUCAGGAAAACCUAUCCCCAGAGGAGCCAGUGUGCGGAAGCGGAGCUGUGAUGGGGGAGCAAAGGCCAAAGAGAAGCAAGGACCUGGGUCCGAGCUGACCAUGGCGCCAAGCAGGGCCAGGAGGGACAAGGCAGCUGAUUCCGGGGCCCCAGGCCCACAGCAGGACACGAGCCCUGGAGCAGGGAACCCUGACCCUGGGAAGGACUGCACAGCUGGGGGUGCGGGCAGUGCCGAAGCAGGAAGGAGGACACCGCCAGGAGCUGAGGCGGGCAGCCUGGUUCUAGACGACAGUCCGGCCCCGCCAGCCCCUUUCGAGCACCGGGUGGUGAGUGUCAGGGAGACCUCGACCUCAGCGGGUUACACCGUGUGCCAGCAUGAAGUCCUGGGAGGGGGCCGGUUCGGCCAGGUUCACAGAUGCACGGAGAAGGCCACAGGCCUCUCGCUGGCAGCCAAGAUCAUCAAAGUGAAGAGCGCCAAGGACCGGGAGGAUGUCAAGAAUGAGAUUAACAUCAUGAACCAGCUCAGCCAUGUGAACCUGAUCCAGCUCUACGAUGCCUUUGAGAGCAAGAACAGCUUUACCCUCGUCAUGGAGUAUGUGGAUGGGGGUGAGCUCUUUGACCGGAUCACAGAAGAGAAGUACCACCUGACUGAACUGGAUGUGGUCUUGUUCACCAAGCAGAUCUGCGAGGGUGUCCAUUACCUCCAUCAGCAUUAUGUCCUGCACUUGGACCUCAAGCCUGAGAAUAUACUGUGUGUCAAUCAGACAGGACACCAAAUUAAGAUCAUUGACUUUGGGCUGGCCAGAAGAUACAAGCCUCGGGAGAAGCUGAAGGUGAACUUUGGCACUCCUGAGUUCCUGGCCCCAGAAGUCGUCAAUUAUGAGUUUGUCUCCUUCCCGACGGACAUGUGGAGUGUGGGAGUCAUCACCUACAUGCUACUCAGUGGUUUGUCCCCAUUUCUAGGAGAAACAGACGCAGAGACCAUGAAUUUCAUUGUGAACUGUAACUGGGAUUUUGAUGCUGAUACCUUUGAAGGGCUGUCAGAGGAGGCCAAGGACUUUGUCUCUCGGUUGCUGGUCAAAGAGAAGAGUUGCAGAAUGAGUGCCACACAGUGCCUGAAACAUGAGUGGCUGAAUAAUUUGCCUGCUAAAGCUUCAAAAUCGAAAGUUCAUCUCAAAUCCCAACUAUUGCUGCAGAAAUACAUGGCUCAGAGGAAAUGGAAGAAACACUUCUACGUGGUGACUGCUGCCAACAGGUUAAGGAAAUUUCCAACUUGUCCCUAAUCCUCAACUCUGCUGCUCCCAUGUGCCUCGAAAUGACUGGGACUGGUGGUGAAAUCAUAACUGAAGAUUCCUAGUAAUCUGGCUUUCUACUUAUUUUGUUUCAAGAAGGUUAUGACUGUUGCCUUCCUUGUGGAUGAAAAGUGGCUGUAAGAAAGUGACCUAAGAAUUUUUUCUGCCUUGUAAGAUCACUGAGUUGAAAUGCUGUGGUUACUUUUCAAGUGUACCUACUUUUGGUGAUAAGUAUAGGCAUGCUUUAAGUAGUAGGUAGGAAAGCUCCUAUUUUGCUAAUGUCAACUUUAAAGUCAGCUUACUUUGAUUAAAGAACCCAGUGGACUGUCACACAGGGCAUGUUAGUCAGUGUUACCUCCUCCAGUUCAAAGAAUUCCUAGCGUUUUGAUUUACUCAAAAGUGAGCUGACAUUUUGUACUACAUUUGUUGCUCUAGUGUGAAGCAAUGUAGAUUUAGGGCAGAGAUCCUCAAGCUUGUUUUAGCUUGUACUCCCUUUCAAGAAUCAAAACAUGCAUACCUCUACCCUCUCCUAAUUCUGCCGUGUCCUGACACUGGCAGCCUCCAUCCUAACCUGUCUUUCUGUUAUGAAUCUAUGGUCUAGUAAGUCUGGGAACUGAUAUGUAAUAUGUGAAAAGAGAUAUGUCAUAUGUGAGAAGAGAAUGCAGUGGUGUUCAGCGUUCUGAGAGAAACAGAAACGAUGCACUGUGAGAAAUCAAAUGAAAACUGCUCUCCUCCUGCUUUAAGGGGAUAGAACCAUCACUUAACUAACUUCCUGAAAUGAGUAACAAGGAAUGCUUUAUUAUUCAAAAGUAAAUAUUCCUUUUAAUUUCCUCACUGCUAACUUGAUUUUCAUGGUAUUCCCAUGACCUUCUUGGGUAAGCAGUUUUUACUUUUAGUUUUUAAUUAGCCAUGCAACAGUUUCACAUUUUUUGUCCCAUAAUACUUUUAUUUGUUUAUUUAUUUUUAAGUAGAGGACAUGGGUGUGGGGAGAGGGGCAGAAGAUGGAGAGGUUAAUCCUCCCGAUGCAUUUCUUUGGUCAUAAUGUUCCUCUGGAACACUAAUGCCUGUUGGGAAGCUAAGAUUUUCAAUACUGGCACGCCUUGGCCUGCUCCAAGCUGACUGGCUAGUGGAUGAAUAUCAGAAGAGAUGGCUGCUGGAAAUCUCUCUUUCAUGGGCCAGUAACCGUGACUUAGUAAAAUGCUUUAAGGUAUUUUGAAAGCAGCCUCAGAAGGAGCUAGAGGGUAUCUAUAGUUCUAUCUAUAGUAUGGUUAUUCUUCCCCUCCACAGGACUUCACAUUGGUGGGGAAUGCUAUGAAUCUUCUCCCCAGAAAAAUGGAGUCUCCCCAGUUAGUUAUUCUAAUCUAGAACACCACUGCCUAACAGAAAUAUAUGAGUCAAAUACAUAAUUUUAAAAUGUGUGAUAGAUUCUCUUUAAAAAAAUCUGGUAAAAUUAAUUUCAAUAAUUUAUUUAGCAUAAUAUAUUAAACAUUUCAAUAUAUAAUGAUUAUAAAAAGUAUUGAUAAGCUAUUUUAUGUUCUUUUUUUCAUACUAAGUCUCCAAAAUUUGGUGUGUAUUUUGUACUUAAAACACAUGUCAGUUCGGAUUCUAGGUUUUUAUCAGACAUAAUUUGUAUUUAAAUUUCAUAAAAUUUACUGUGGAAAAAUAUACUCACAUACUCAAGUUAUUCAAAGCAUCUUAAAUAUUUUCUAGUAUUUUUACAUUUAAUAAAAAUUAGGAAUUAGGAAUUCAGUUUUACAGUUGCAUUAACCACAUUUUAAGUGCAUUUAGCCACAUAUGGUUUGUGGCUGCUAUAUGAUAGGACAGAUCCAGGGAAAAUCUGAUAGUUAUCAAAUUUUAAUUUUCCCUUGUAUGCUAUAAUUCUCUACCUAAAGAAACAACUUUUCUCCAAAGUCCCUUUGAGGGAUUUGUUUAGGCCAGACCCACACAAGUGAGAGUUACUGCAGAAGUUAGCCUCCCUUAUUUGGCUUAUUUGAAAUGUGAGGGAGCUUUUAUGAAGCUUUAAUUUUCUGGAUAUAUUAUUAAAAAUUUUCUGGAUAUUUUUAGUUCUCUGCUAUGUACUUAACUAAAAAAAUUUUUAGACUGACGCUUUGCUGGUAUUAACUAUUUCUAAUUAAAAACUGCUGAGAGAUCCAAUAUAAAAUAAAAUUUUUAAAAAAGAAAGAAAACUGCUUGGCAGAGGAAAUCUGACAUGUAGUCAGGACCCACAUUUUAUCUAUCAGAUUUAGUGGGGGUGUGGGCAAAACAGGAUUUUUCACUCUUGAUGAAUAUGUAUCCAAUCCAAAUAAAAGUCAUGCCCACACUUUCACCCAGUGAUUCCAUUUCUAGAAAUUUAUCCCUCAGCAAUAUUUGAACAAGUGGGCAGAGGUGUAUGCAAAAUGACAUUUACUGUAGCAAAAUGGCCCAAUGAAAACAACCUGCAUGUGAUCAUCAGUAUGAGUUUAAAUUUUGCCACAUACGUAUAGGAGGUUGCCUUAUAGCUGUUAAAGAUAGAUCUUGAUGUACUAAUUUUUAUUAUGAAAAAAUUAUGGAACAUAUAUAUGGUAUUAUCCUCUUUGUGAAGACAUGUUUAUAUAUGUGUUAAAUUUUUCUAGGUUAUGCAAGAAACUUGACAGUGGAAUGUGGAAAUUGGGUGAUGGGGAGAGAGGGAAUUCUACUUUUCACGUUAUUUCUGAAUCAUUUGAAUUUUUUUAACAAUGAGCAUGUAUUGCUUUUAUAAUUAAAAAUUAGCCACCUCUUGUCAAGUGUGGACCUGUCUUGACCCUGAUUUGAGCAAAUAAAGAUAUUUCAGAGACA